This is a messenger RNA of Cladocopium goreaui, 4421 nucleotides long. The record is from the annotation of a GenBank genome assembly. Lineage: Eukaryota; Dinophyceae; Suessiales; Symbiodiniaceae.
AUGGCGGACCAGAAGGAGCCGACGGCCAUGCCAUUGGUGGCGGGUGGUGACCGAGACGGUUCUUCAUCGAAAGAUCUUCAAGCUGUUGCUCCUACGGAUCCUGAUGUUCCAUGUCCAGAUCCACUUACAGAUUGUGGUAUCUGCCAGUGCCCCAUCACACCAGAAGAUCGCAAACAGAUUGCCAUCAAGAAGCUUGCUUCGGGCUUUUGCCUCCAAGACUCUUACGCAGUGAGGUCGUUUCAACUUUGUUGUAAACAGCAAAAAACUGAACAAGAAAUGGAACGGUUGAGAGCUACUGACUAUGAGUUGUGGCGUAGCACAGUGGUUGCAUUCAGAGACCAACGAAGUGUUGGUAAGGGUACCAAAUUUGACAUGAUGAAGCACAUAGAGUCAACCAAGAAAUCAAUGACCCAAGAACAGGACGACGUGUAUCGCCCCCUCCUUUUCAGUGCCUACAAGGAACAUUACCAAAACCUGCCCGCCCCGCUCACGUUGACAGAAGCUCAAGCCACAGCCAAGUGGUACCAGGACUUGGCUGACCCAACAAUCAAAAAAAGUGACAAGCGCUAUUACAACCCUCGGAGCAAACAAGACGAGGUUCUCACCAGAGUGCAUGUGCAAGUCGAUGAACUUGAACACCGAAAGGAGGCUGUCGAGCGAUCCCAGGUAGUGCAAAAGGAGACUUCAUCAAAGAACCCAUCUCCAGCUCAAACUCGUGAAUUCAUGGACAAGUUGAACACCCAGCCUGUUGAUGCGAAAGCUUUCAAAGCUGGCCAGGUUGAUCUGCCACUAGAGUUUGAGGAUGAGGAUGGUCCUCCGAGCGCUUUGGGAAAAGGGCGUAACACUCGAAGGAACACCAAGGGUGCUGAUGCCUCAGCACCUGCCACUUCCAGACGGGCUUCUUGCAAAGCUGCCCCAAGGAUUGAGAACAUAGAUUUGGUUGCAUCCAGCAAGGCCAAUGUUUUGAUGGUAUCGGUGGAAGCUGUUCAUAAGCAGCUCUCGCAACAAGUGGAGACGGCCCUUGGAACCUUCAAAGAAGAGUUUGCGCAUGUGCUGGCAAAAACGGAGGAGUUGAUUCGCGAUGGCAUUACGGAGGCAAACAUUGCAUCCUGGGUGGUGAAGGGGGAGGACCCUUACAACUUGGGAACCAACCGGUCGGUCUACCGAUGUGCUCUACAAUUCCUUGACCGGGUCAACAUGGCGAAGGUUUUGCUGGGUGAGAAGGCCCUUCAAGGUUUCGAAACAUGUGAAGAGUGGGCGUUGAAGGGCGGGUUCCUUCCACAGGAGUUUGCCACAGUCGCUGUGCCAUGCAAUUUGCUGUUGAUGGAUUUGAAGGGCUUCCUUUUGGAAGGGGAGCACACACGCAAUGGCAUUGAGGAUCAGUCCAAGAAAGUCCGUCUUAUCUUGAGUGGCUAUCGCUCCAUGGGCAAUGCGCUCAGAAAGGGCAUCACCGAUAUGCAGUCUGCUUUGAACACAAUCAAGACAGCAGCGGCCUUGAGAGCCAAGCAGGCCAAGUCGGCGAGUGAUAGGAAGGCAGCGAAAGCAAAGGUCAAAGCAACGAAGCUCCCAAACUUCGCCGCCACGAGCGACCCAAGCAUCAUCAAAAUCCACAGGUCCAUUACCAAACACAUGGACAUUGAGAAAGCAUCGUCGUUUGAAACUUUGAAAAAUUGCAGGGGGGGUGACAAGCCAUUCAUCCUGAGGCGAGGCAAAAACAUCUACAAAACAGUUUGGAAGGAUGAGACCGUGCGCACUAUGGUCACAGCACAGGUGACCAACUUCAAGGGCAAAUGGCCAAAGGCCAAGGACAAGAUCCAAGCAAAUCUACUUCCACCAGGAGCCAACCUUGAUGACAAGCAAGAGCUGGUCACCACACGCACCGACAUACUGGGAUUGAUCCCUGGGACAUCUGACUGGCCAUUUGUUUCGGAAGAAGUAGUGGAUGCUUCAGCGAGUGGAUUCUCUGAUGCCGACGACACCGCAUGCACAGCAUACUAUGAGUCCUUGUUUCUGGCUGGACAGCGCAAGGAUUUCAUCCAUCAUGGCGUGGAGUUGAAUGGUUUGGCAGGUGUCCGUCUCCAAUUGGAAGGCAACAGGAUCCUUGCCAUGGCCCUUGUUGAUGAUAUCAGGAAGUAUCUUUGUGAGAAGUCCGGGGAUGAUGACCCUGAAGAGGUAUCCUUCGAUCGAUGUUCUUCCUUCUUUCUCAGACUGGACCUGGACAAUUUGAACGCAGCGGAUCGCAUUCCAUCUCUCCGAGCAGCAGUCAUCAAACCUGGUGACAUUACGUACACGCCACCAGGGAUGCUUAUCGUUGAUAAGACCGUUAAUGAGGACUCGAUCUGCUUGCGAGUCCCCGUGGCGGUGAUGCCCUUGGAGUGCAUUCCUUCCAUGAGGAUCUUCUGUCAUUCUAUUGACAAGCCGUUGCACAGGAGGUUGAAUCCCAUUCUUGACGGCAUGGAAGAAAUCUUGAAGAUGGACUUGGAAAGACAAGUGAAGGAAGAACAGGCGGAAGGGAAGACGACAGACACUACAGGGUUGGCGCUGGUGGCGAAGGCUGACGACGUUGAAAGUGAUGGCCAAAGUCAAAGCAGUGACGGCGACCACAACAAUGAAGAUGACUUUUGGCUUGGGGACCCGGACGAGGAACUGCCCGCUUCAGAAAGCACUGAGAGGCUCCUUGACCUUCUGGACAACCAGGCCAAUGUGGCCAGCCAAGCCCAACCCGCAUCAACAGCACCGGCUCCAGAUGCAGCCACCACGGCAAAGGCAACCAAAGAGCGCAAGGACACAGAUCAGCAGACAGCAGCACCCCCCGCUGGACCACAUGAACAGCCAGCUGAAAAACCUUCCAUAGACGAAGCAGCACCUGCAAACACCAUGGCGGCAGAGGAGCACACAGCCCCUGCUGCACCGCCAGCACCAGUGAUAGAGGAGCAAAAGCAAGCAACAACUGAAGCCUCCGCUGCACCACGGGAACAGCCAGUUCCAAAUAACACCGCCUUGCCAGAUGAAGCAGCACCUGCAGCCGCAUCAGUGACAGCAAUACCCGAAGUUGAAGCUUCCACUCCGCCACAUGAACCCGUGACAGAGGAACAAAAACAAGCAACAGCUGAAGCCCCCGCUGCAACACAGGAAGGGCCAAUCCCAGAAGACACCCCCGUGCCAGAUGAAGCAGCAGCAGCAGUCGCAGAGGAACAAAAGCAAGCAACAGCCCACGCUGACCCCGCUGCACCAAAGGCAGAGCCAACUGAGGAGAUUGCAGCAGCACCUGCAGCCACCACUCCGACGCAAGCAGCAGCUGAAGUCGCUGCCACUGCUCUGCAGGAAACCAUGACAGAGGAGCAAAAGCAAGCAACAGCUGAAGACCCCGCUGCAUCACAGCAACAACCAGUUCCAAAGGAGACCGCCUUGCCAGAUGAAGCAGCAGCCGCAGCCACCUUGCUUUCAGAGAACCAAGCACAGACAACACCCGAAGUUCAAGCCACUCCACCACAGGAGCAGCCAGUUCCAAAGGAGACCACCUUGCCAGAUGAAGCAGCACCUGCAGCCACCUUGCUAUCAGAGAACCGAGCACAGACAGCACCCGAAGUUCAAGCCCCCGCUCCGGCACAGGAGCAGCCAGUUCCAAAGGAGACCGCCUUGCCAGAUGAAGCAGCAUCUGCAGCCACCUUGCUAUCAGAGAACCAAGCACAGACAGCACCCGAAGUUCAAGCCCCCGCUCCAGCACAGGAGCAGCCAGUUCCAAAGGAGACCGCCUUGCAAGAUGAUGCAGUAGCACCUGCACAAGCUGCAGACACUGCAGAAGAGAAACCAGACCACCCUGAGACAAGAGCAGCAAUCACCUCCGAAGAAGAGAUCCCGGAACCUCCAUCCAAGGUGGCAAGGCAAGACACCCAACCAGUUUCACCAAGCUCCAAAAAGGAGCUAGCAGCCUCCGCAGCUGAGACCUCGAAGGAGCGCCCGGCAGCAACAGCUGCGAAGCAAAAGAGCCCGAAGGAGCAUUUCUUCAGCCAGUACGAAGUGCCCAAAACAGGCUUCUACACGCCACCGGGCAUGGACAAGGAUGAAUAUGACAAGAAGAAAAAGGAAUUGGCCAAGAACAACAGAGAAGUUGAGAUGGACGAUCCCGAGACAAAGCCAGCAGAACCCAACAGACGCGGCACUCAGAAGGCUCCGGAAACAAAGAAAAAGAAGGAGAAGAAGGAUAAAGAUGAGAAAGAGGAAAAGGCUUCGGGAUCCAAAAAACGAUCCAGCAAUCGCAUGGAUGACAAUUCGCCCAAAAAAUCUAAGAAAACCAAAGCCAAGUGAGGCUGAGACAGAUUGACAUGACUCUGAGACGGUGGCGAUGGUAUCACUGUAUCUAUGUGAAAAGAUGGCUGAGACAGCCCCAAGCCGCGAGGGGUAUGCGGGUAUGGGGAAAA